AUCUCGUGUUUUUAAGCUGAGCAAUAUCUCAUUAUUUUCCGGAGGUCUUCGGGACAAGCAGUUGUAGUGUGUACGCCCCUACGUAAUCAAGUAGCGCGCAGUCGAUUUGCUAGUAUUUUAAUAUGCAAAAUGGCGGACGAAGCGAAGGAAGAUGACGAUCAAAGGACAGGUGUCCUCAUCAUGAGCACUGAGACAGCAGAAAACUCUCCUGCGAAGAAAAGUAAGGAGGUUGUGAUGAUACAAGCAGGAGGGGGCGAUGCCAGUCAGCAGACACGCCCCCAGACGGCAACUCCGGUAGCUACUUCGGUCGUACCUGUCAGCAUCACCCCAACUCAGAUGAUUCAGGUGAUGAGUUCAUCUGGCCAGCCCACGUUGGUUCACCCGACCAACGUCAUGACGGCUCAGGGCCUAGCUGCGCAGGGUUUCUCAGCCUUCCAACCGCAGGCAGCCCAACUCCAGGCCAUUGCAGGGCAUCUCCAACAACCACAGCAGUUCCUGGUCAAUCCUGGAUCAGGUCAGGUACUCCUGCAGACUCUACCCUUUGCACAGGCCGGUGCCACCCCCAUAGCUCUGGCUAACUUCCAGGGUGCGCAACAGGUUGCACUGGCUACCUCUGCUGCUCAGAUGCUCAAGUCACCCACGAACCAAAUCAAGAUGGCCACCAUGCAGAGCGCGGCCCAGCAGCUCCAGGCAGCCGCCGCCGCGUCCACCAGCCAGGUCCAGACCACCCAGACCACAGCAGGUACCUCCCAGGCCGUGGCUGCGGCAGCCGCCCAGCUGGCAGCACCGGUCCAGACCAUCACAACAGCACUAACGCCGCAACAGCUGCAACUCCUGCAACAGCAGCAAGUCCAGGUUAUCAGCCCUUUCGCCGACAUCACCAGGAUGUGGGCUAAUCAGCAACAGCCGCAACAGCAGCAGCAGCAGCAACAAAACCCGCAAUUCCAGCAACAGAACCAGCAGCCGAUGCAGCAGCAACAGACACUUCCUCAGCAGCAACAACAGCAGCAAGGCGUGCAACAACCAAAGAUUGCACCUCAGCUGCCGGGUCAGCUACAACAGAUCUCGGCACAAGACCUACAACAGUUGCAGCAACUCCAGCAACAGAACCCCAACCUGCAACAAUACGUCUUCUUACAAGCUCCCUCCCAGGUUCCCACAAACAUGCAGCAAGCCCAACAACUCUUGCUGCAACAACAGCAGCAACAGCAGCAACAACAGCAGCAGAAUCUGGCCCAGCAACAGGGGCUGUUGCAACAGUCGCAUGUCGGCAUGCUCCCCCAGCAAUCCCUUAUCCAAGCUCAAGCCAUCAAUGCACAACAACAGUUGCAGCAACAAGCACUGACUGCAGCAGGAAUCCAGUCUGUGUCCGCUGCCGCAGCCGCUGCAACAACAAAUGCCCAGAGUGUUACUGCCCAACAGCAGCUCCAGCUCCAACAAGCCCAGAAGCAAGGGGGCGGAGUGACCUCCGUCGCUGCCCAACCCAUCCCCAGUAUUCCUCACAGCCAUGUUGAAGAGCAGACGGAUCUGGAGGAGCUGGAACAGUUCGCUAGGACCUUCAAGCAGAGGCGAAUCAAACUGGGCUUCACACAGGGUGAUGUUGGUCUGGCCAUGGGCAAGCUGUAUGGCAACGAUUUCAGCCAAACAACCAUCUCUCGCUUUGAAGCUCUCAACCUGAGCUUCAAGAACAUGUGCAAGCUCAAACCUCUCCUACAGAAAUGGUUAGAUGAUGCCGAUACAACCGUAUCCAACCCUGCACUCCUAGGUCCUCACAAUAGCCCCGAAGGCAUCAACCGCCGCAGGAAAAAGCGCACAAGCAUCGAGACCAACAUUAGGAUAUCGUUGGAAAAGAGCUUCCUCAUGCAGCCGAAGCCAACGUCGGAAGAGAUUGUCCUCCUCGGGGAGCAGAUGGGUAUGGAGAAGGAGGUGGUGAGGGUAUGGUUUUGUAACCGUCGACAGAAGGAGAAGCGUAUCAACCCGCCGGUGUCGAGCCUGAAUCUGCAGAACUUGAUGGCGCACCACACCUCGCACUCCAUAUCAUCGAUGAACCUGUCACCAGGAGUCACCCAGAUCCAGCAGACCAACCCUGGUACCCCUGUCACGCCGUCCACGCCCAUCUCCUCCAAAAUCAUCAGCAGCAUCAGUGCCGCCGCCGCCACCAACGGACAGAACCCCAUCCCCAUGCAGGCUAAGACCGUGGCUAUACAGUCAUCGGGGAGAACUAUUGCGGUCAACUUGGUCUCUGCAACCAACGGUCAAGUCACAGCCACACCUGUGUCGACAGUCACUCCCAUCGCGCUGACCGCCGUUACUCCGUCCACAUCUGGCCAGCCACAGAUGUCUCUAAUCAAUUCAGCCACCCACAGGGCUAUCUUAGCUGCUGCCGUCUCGCAAAAAGCAGGGACAGGCAACACAGCAACACCAACGACAGCUACGCCAACUCUGUUGCAAACUGCUAAUCAACUAGCAUCGUUAUCGGCAGUACCGAGUGGAACGCCGUCAAAGGGCUGAAGUAGACCCAAGUACUGGCUUUAAACUGGUGCCAAGGGAGUACUGACGUCGCUUCCUGGACAUAUUUUAAAUUUUGAAUUUGGCCAUCUUUGAUGCUGUCUGCAUCUGAUCUUGGAAUGUCCACAAUGGACAAGCCCUUGUGUUGGUUGCUUUCAAACGCCACAAAGAUUUGUCUGGCAGGUAUCGAUAAAGAACUGUUUGGUUUCCUAUGAUCAAUAUUGAGCGUUUCAAGAGAGUUGAGAGAGACGAGAGCGGUCAGUCAGUAAGGUCAGUCAGUGAGGGCGACUGUCCAGUACCAUCGUGGGGACAUGUAGAUUAACCCCUCUACCAAUGCCGGUAUUACAGGUUUUCUGCUGUCUUUGGCUCAUUCGGGUUUGCCCUACAUAUCAGUCGGUUCAAAUUCUGUCCAUUCAAAGUACACAAAGUUUCCUCUCUUUCAAAAUCUACACAAGUCACUGUAUAAAAUAAUAUUAAUAAUAAUUUUCCGCUUUUAUAUAGCUCUUAAUACAUCUACGAUGUCUCUAAUCGUUUUACAGAUAUACUAUUACCCCGGUCAUUGGAUUCAAUACUUACAAUCUCCACUCCCUGGGGAGCAUUUCAGCUAGGCAUUACUUGACGUUCAAAAAACUGUUGGAGCAAAGUUUAACCCAUUUCUUCUCCUUCCUAUGUUUCCCCUGAUGUACACAAAUACACUGCAGUAUGCUUUUUAGGUUUAUUAUAAUGUGUAUCGGCCAUUCAAAUCGAAAUUAAAAUCCUGUGUUGGUAGAUCUGAAAUCUAUAUUUCUUUUGAUACAUUACCAGGGAUUUCAUCCGUCACAACAAAUCAAAUUGCGCUUUUCCAUUUGUGUUUGUGUAUAUUUUAUCAUGAACUAUUUAUGUACAUGCACUAUGCAGCCCCUGAUACCAUGUCAUUGUAGUUUAGCGCCAGGUUUCACCUCUAUAUGGAGAGUGAGAUUGCAAUCCAACGUUUGCAUCAAAGCAGAAAAAUAAGAUAAACAAAAUGCCGAAAGUUUGAAAUAAAUCAGACCCAAUAAACAAAAGUUUGGAUAUAUGAGAUCACUAUAAUUAUGCUAAUCUCAAAUUGGCAAUUUGAUCAGUGGAUUUUUGAUGUAGUCACUGACAACUCCCGUUUAGAGAAAAAAAAAAAAA
This is a messenger RNA of Strongylocentrotus purpuratus (purple sea urchin), 3660 nucleotides long. RefSeq names its product major octamer-binding protein (gene Oct). Bases 130 to 2511 code for a protein of 793 amino acids. The transcript is spliced from 12 exons. Gene Ontology annotation, molecular function: RNA polymerase II cis-regulatory region sequence-specific DNA binding; DNA-binding transcription factor activity, RNA polymerase II-specific. The record is from RefSeq and is a predicted model, not a curated record. NCBI's taxonomy places the organism in Eukaryota, Metazoa, Echinodermata, Echinoidea, Camarodonta, Strongylocentrotidae. Gene Ontology annotation, biological process: regulation of transcription by RNA polymerase II.